Mus musculus (house mouse) is the source of this 1011-nucleotide messenger RNA. It is a transcript of the gene Or5m8, whose product is annotated as olfactory receptor family 5 subfamily M member 8. The record is from RefSeq and is marked validated. Lineage: Eukaryota; Metazoa; Chordata; Mammalia; Rodentia; Muridae. Gene Ontology annotation, molecular function: olfactory receptor activity; G protein-coupled receptor activity. The transcript has a single exon. Gene Ontology annotation, cellular component: membrane; plasma membrane. The coding region runs from base 1 to 1011 and encodes 336 amino acids. Gene Ontology annotation, biological process: detection of chemical stimulus involved in sensory perception of smell; G protein-coupled receptor signaling pathway; signal transduction.
AUGACGAGAAACUUCACCUCUGUGACUGAAUUCAUCCUCCUGGGUCUCACUAGCCAUGUGGAGCUUCAAAUUCUCUUUUUUGUGUUGUUUCUAGUGGUAUAUGUGGUCACAGUUGCAGGCAACCUGGGCAUGAUCCUGCUCAUCAAGGCCAAUGCCAGGCUCCACACACCCAUGUACUUUUUCUUGAGCCACUUAUCCUUUGUGGAUAUGUGCUUCUCUUCCAAUGUGACCCCAAAGAUGCUCCAGAUUUUCCUGUCAGAGAGGAAAACUAUUUCCUACUCUGCAUGCUUGGUCCAAUGUUACCUCUUCAUUGCAUUGGUCCAUGUUGAAUUCUACAUCCUGGCUCUGAUGGCCUUUGAUCGUUACAUGGCCAUCUGCAACCCUCUGCUUUAUGGUAGCAAGAUGUCCCAGAGUGUAUGCACAUCUCUAAUCACAGUGCCUUAUGUGUAUGGGGCACUUACUGGUCUGAUGGAGACCAUGUGGACUUACAACCUGGCUUUCUGUGGCCACAAUGAAAUCAAUCACUUCUAUUGUGCUGAUCCACCAUUGAUUAAGCUGGCUUGUUCUGACACUUAUCACAAAGAAACCUCCAUGCUUGUUGUAGCUGGAUUUAACCUCUCCUUCUCCCUGCUCAUUAUUCUCACUUCCUACCUGUAUAUCUUUCCUGCUAUUCUGAGGAUUAGCUCUACAGAAGGCAAGCGGAAAGCUUUCUCCACCUGUGGCUCCCAUCUGACAGCUGUCAUCAUAUUCUAUGCAACUCUUUUUUUCAUGUAUCUCAGACCAACAUCUAGAGAGUCUGUGGAACAAGGUAAAAUGGUUGCUGUGUUCUAUACCACUGUCAUUCCCAUGUUGAACCCCAUGAUUUACAGCCUGAGGAACAAAGAUGUGAAAGAAGCAAUAAGCAAGGAACUGUCACACAAAAAAAUGUAUUUUUCUGAAAAAAGGAAUUCAAUUUUCUUUUGCACUCGUGGAACUUUUUGUAGGAAUUAUCAUUGUUUUCUAAAGUUGUAG